AGAACUUCGAAGUCGUCCGUAGGGCUGUACCUCUCGUUUCUCUCUGGACCAUCUGACAAGCCUGCUGCGUGUUACCCAUGAGUUCUCGCUCAUAUAACUGAAGUUUAGAGUUGACUUUGAUUUUAGCUAUCCUCGAACGGUCUUCUUCGCUCCUCACCACUAGCGCACUGGACCAGCGAGACGCACAGGAAAGGAGGCGGUUCUGUGGGCAUUUUGUACAGCCGCGAACCUCAGAUAUACGAUUAAGAAAAUAUUAAUACCAACAGAAAUCUUGAGGAAAGAGCAGAGGGAUCACGAAUCGACAGUUCUUUGCCUAAUUUAACCGUAAACCUAUAAUAAAUACGCUUGUCCACUAAACUUUUGAUGCUUUCAAUUGCGCGCUUUAAAUGUUUUCUUAAUAAUUUCGAGCAAAAAGCUAAUUUAUGAUGACGACAAUGCAAAUUAGCGACAGUAUAGGAUAGGUUACAAAGUUACUGUUGCCACUGUCAAAUGAUCUUGUAAUCAUAUUAUUCGAUGGAACCUCAUGUUAAAGGUUUAACGGUAAUUGGGAUUAUCAUAUUACCAAUUUAACAUUUUCUUCAACUUGCAUUUGACAUACCGCACAUGUCAAAAUGCCAUGAGCAUUUUCUUUUGUGGUCGUGACUUGAUUUAUAGAUCACUUAUUUACGAAAUUCGAAGUAGACCCUGACAUUGGAGGAAUUAAAUUAUGACCUAGUCCAAGUAGGCUAAUUAUUAUUCAACGCGGAGAAGUUGAUCAUGACUUCGAUUUCAGUUGGCUAAAUCACCAACGUAGAUAUGGGAUCACUGUUAAAUAGGUGAUUUAAACUGUAUUCCGUUGUAUUUAAUAGGCCUACUUCUAUCGGUAGGCCUAUAUUGGCUAACCAUGUUAGGGAGCCCAUCAAAUAACGGCGGCAUUAGAAUGUUGGUGCCCCCGGCAACCAACGACGAAAGGCGGGUUGAAUUUGUGGCUCUUACCGCAGUUCAUAUGGAAAGGAGCGAACCAUCGACCCCGGAGCGCGCGCACCCCUCUCACCGCACCGGGCUCCUCGGUACCCCGCUGCCGGGGCGUCCUGGACCACGGGCGACCACCUCAGCCUCCAGCAAGCGCUACAGAAAGUUUCAGAACUUCUUGUACAACGUACUGGAGAGACCACGAGGAUGGGCAUUCAUCUACCAUGCGUUCAUUUUCCUGCUGGUGUUCAGCUGUCUGGUGCUGUCUGUGUUCUCCACCAUCCCAGGCAAUCAAAAGAUAGCCAACGAAGGACUCUUCAUCCUGGAGUUUGUAAUGAUCGUGGUGUUUGGUCUGGAAUACGUUGUGAGGGUUUGGGCCUCCGGCUGCUGCUGUCGCUACAGAGGAUGGCAGGGGAGACUACGCUUUGCCAGGAAACCCUUCUGCAUCAUAGACUUCAUAGUGUUUGUGGUGUCCUUGGCGGUGAUCGCAGCGGGCACCCAGGGGAACGUCUUUGCCACCUCUGCCCUGCGCAGCAUGCGGUUCCUCCAGAUCCUCCGGAUGGUACGCAUGGACAGACGAGGAGGCACCUGGAAACUACUGGGCUCUGUGGUCUACGCCCAUAGCAAGGAGCUGAUUACAGCGUGGUACAUUGGUUUCUUGGUCCUGAUCUUUGCCUCCUUCCUGGUCUACCUGGCAGAGAAAGACGUCAACACAGAGUUCAACACCUACGCAGACUCCCUCUGGUGGGGAACGAUAACUCUCACCACCAUCGGCUACGGUGACAAGACACCCCGCACCUGGUUGGGGAGACUUCUGGCUGCCGGCUUCGCUCUCCUGGGCGUGUCCUUCUUCGCCCUUCCUGCCGGUAUCCUGGGGUCAGGCUUUGCCCUGAAGGUGCAGGAGCAGCACAGACAGAAGCACUUUGAGAAGAGGAGGACUCCUGCUGCCAGCCUUAUACAGGCUGCGUGGCGUCUGUACUCUACUGAUGCUCAGCACUCCUACCUGACAGCCACAUGGUACUUCUAUGACAGCAUGCUUCCAUCCUUCAGAGAACUGACGCUACUGUUCAGUCACCUUCAGCGACGGCGUAGCGCCAAGAAGGUCCUUCACAACUCCCACCACACCCUGCUGUCUGGGCUACGGCCCUACAGCUCCCCCUACCUGUCAGGGGACAGCAGCAGCAAAAUAGGUUUUCGAGACCGGAUGCGGAUGAACAACUCUCGGUCGUCCCAGGCGAUCCGGAACAAGGCGUCUCCACUGCCUCCCGGGACGAGUUUCCGCCAGUCGCCCAGCACGGAGAAUGUCCCAGAAGCCACCAGUCCCGGGAAGGUGCAGAAGAGCUGGAGCUUCAACGACCGCACGCGGUUCCGCACCUCCCUACGGCUCAAACCCAGACCUCCUGCAGACGUGGAAGGAGUAGGGGAGGACAGUGUUGAAGACAAACCAUAUUGUGAUGUAGCCAUGGAAGAGGUGAUCCCAGCAGUGAAGACCUUGAUACGGGCUGUCAGGAUUUUGAAGUUCCUGGUGGCCAAGAGGAAGUUUAAGGAGACUCUGCGUCCGUACGACGUGAAGGACGUCAUAGAGCAGUACUCUGCUGGACACCUGGACAUGCUGGGGAGGAUCAAGAGUCUACAAACCAGAGUGGAUCAGAUAGUGGGUCGGGGAUCGUCCUACCAGGCAGAUAAUAAGAAGGUGAGGAGUGAGAAGGGAGAGAAGACCCCUCCAGAACUGGACCUUCUGGACGAGCUCAGUAUGAUGGGACGGGUCAUUAAGGUGGAGAAACAGGUGCAGUCGAUAGAGAACAAGCUGGACCUCCUUCUUAACUUCUACACCCAGUGUCUGAAGAAAGGCUCAUCCAACUUCACCCUGUCCUCCCUGUUGGAACCAGACCUGACGUCAGACUACCACAGCCCCACGGACCACCGCGACCUCUUCCCCUCUGCCAACACACUCAACAUCUCCCACUCAGAGUCCAGCAAUAUGGAGUGACUGGUAGUGUACUCACUGACUGGGGCUGGGGCUGGGGCGGGUAUGAACUGGGCCCACCACUAGACCCUCACCUCAAUGUUUUUAAGCCCUGAGAUGUCAUGUCACUAUACUGGACUGUAGCAGCACUCCUGGAACAAACCUCUAUGCCCAUAUCUAUUUGCAGUUGUAACCCUUGACCCUUCUACUGAUCACCAAACCAAUUUGAUUCCUAACUUAGAAACCUCUUUCUAGGAAUUCAGACUCCACACCUUAGAACCCAGACUUAUUAGUUCCUCCCUCCACAUAUUUAACAUCCUCUGCUUCAUAUGUUAGAGCCACCAAUAGUGGAGAAUUCAUCAUGCUAUCCUCUCUCUAUUUUAGUGCUGAGCGAUUAACUGAAAUGUUGGUUAUUGUUCACCAACGUCCGGUCAGUUAUCUGAAUUCCAUUUCAUUCUGUUUUUAUCUGUGAGCUCAGAGAUGAAUCAUAUUGGUGCGAUGUAGUAGGGAGUUGUAGUUUCCAACAGGCCAAUGGACUCUACAAGGUAUCGAAAGCUUUCCACAGGGAUGAUGGCCCAUAUUGACUCCAAUGCUUCGGUCAAUCUGGAGGCAAAAAAUAACCAUACACCUGUUUAGGCGAGGUGCUGGCUAGCGGAGUAGAACACCUGUUUAGGCGAGGUGCUGGCUAGCGGAGUAGAACACCUGUUUAGGCGAGGUGCUGGCUAGCGGAGUAGAACACCU
Oncorhynchus gorbuscha (pink salmon) is the source of this 3658-nucleotide messenger RNA. RefSeq names its product potassium voltage-gated channel subfamily KQT member 4. The record is from RefSeq and is a predicted model, not a curated record. Gene Ontology annotation, biological process: transmembrane transport; potassium ion transport. Lineage: Eukaryota; Metazoa; Chordata; Actinopteri; Salmoniformes; Salmonidae. Gene Ontology annotation, cellular component: membrane. The transcript has 14 exons. Bases 884 to 2941 code for a protein of 685 amino acids. Gene Ontology annotation, molecular function: voltage-gated potassium channel activity.